AUGCCUGCAGUAGAUAAAACACAAAGCAAUGAUAUGGAUCGUAAAUACGACAUCCACACCAAGCAUUAUCAACAUCGUCAUGAAGGAGGAGAUGAUCAAGAGUCAGAUACACAAGUCAGAAAGCAACUGCCAGGGUUACUGCCACCUCAAGCACUCCUGUCGACGCCUCCUCCUCCAUUGCCAUCUGCAGAAGACACCUCUACACUAUUAUCACCUUGGUGGUCAGAAGAAGCACAGACGGAAUCUACCGAUGAUUUUUUUGACGAUGCUACUGCUUCUGCUGAUGCCACAAGCGCCACUGCUACAUCAUCCAAUGUUACAGCAGCUGAAUUCACUGCUCCUCCAUUAGAUUCUUCGUCGCUAGAUUCCAACAUACCAACACAAGAACUGGAUAGCAACCAUUUACAAGAUGAAACCAACAAGGAUCCAUCUAUACUCAAUAUCUCUAUACUGUCAUUUGGAAGAUCUGCACCCAAAGAAAGUAAAGACCAAUGGAAAGAACGGUGUUUAUUGCUAGCGACAACAACAGAACUCAGUAAAAAGAAAGAAGGCGUGAGUGUACAGAACGAGUUGGAAGAGAUUUUUGAUAAAUCAAAAGAGUGCAGCAUGAUUUGCUUUAUGAGAACAAGCCGAGAAUUGACAAAAAAGCCAUCGUUCACCUUAAAUCCAUUCUACGGCACUUGGAUAUCGGUAGCGAAAACACCAGCUAGAUGCAAGGAGCAUUUACUAGAUGCAGGAGAAAUGACCAAAAAGAGUUUUCCUGAUUACUAUACCAUGGAAGUAGGUGACGAACUGAGCCAUUCUGGCGAGUAUGUGACUAAAGCUGUCACAAAGACAUUCAGUCCAUUACAGCAUCUAACGCAACGUUACGUGGAUUCCUGGAAAGACGGUAGCCAGCAGGCGUUUUUCUCUAAAUUCUGGUCGAGUAUGCAAAAAGGAGAUGCACUUUAUUUGGUUAGAGAUAGUACGAAACGGUUGUUUGAGAAUGCUCUAGGUCAUGAUAAGAAGCCAAGCGAUAAAAAAUAA
Messenger RNA from Mucor velutinosus, 1026 nucleotides. RefSeq lists its product as uncharacterized. Lineage: Eukaryota; Fungi; Mucoromycota; Mucoromycetes; Mucorales; Mucoraceae. The coding region runs from base 1 to 1026 and encodes 341 amino acids. The transcript has 3 exons. The record is from RefSeq and is a predicted model, not a curated record.